AAGACCGCCAGAACAGGAAUGGUUUUACAGGUGGAGGCCACUGACAUUUUUUUCCAUACUCACUUUCCUGACUGUUUUUCACUAAUUUUACAUUUGGCUAGGGUCAGUGUCACUACUGGUAGCAUGAGGUGAUACCUGGACCCUACAGAGGUUUCACAGGCAGUUCCUGGAGGAUGAAGGAAUUGAUACCAUUGAAUGGCCAACAUGCUCACCAGACCUGAAUCCAAAAUAACACCUCUGGGAUAUUAUGUUUAGGUCCAUCUGACACCACUAGGUUCUACUUCAGACUCUCCAGGAGCUCAGUGAUGUCCUGGUCUAGUUCUGGGAGGAAAUACCCCAGUACACAAUCAUCUCAUUAGGAGCAUGCGCUGAUGUUAGGCAUGCAUACAAAUACAUACAUGGGGGCCAUACAAACUACUGAGUACCAUUUUGAGUUGCUGCAAUGAAAUUUCAGCAAAAUAUACUAGCCUGCUGCAUCAUUUUUUCACUUCGAACUCAGCCCUCUAUAGGUUGAUGAUUUUCAUUUCCAUGAAAUGAUGUGGCAUCCUUUCGUUCCUAACAUUACCCAGUCCAUAUCAGUAUAGAUAUCCAGCAUGAUAUUUUUCCCCAUUGAGAUCUUGAGAUGUGUUUUCAAAAUGUUCCUUUAAUUUUUUUCAGCAGUAUAUAUAUUGCAUAAAUUUUAAAAUCAUAAAAUCUAAGACUGAUAUAGUUUUUAGUAGUUAAGCAGCAUAACUUCCAAUUUAUUUAUCCAAUUUACAAUUACUACUUAACUAAAAAACCUUUAGGUCUUAAAUUUUACUGGGAACCAAUGUUAAUCAAACUGUUUGGUUCUAGUAAGUACUCUGGACUAGCUGGAGCUUGUUUGUUCUCUUACUGAAACCUGCAGAGUGUGAGGAUGUUACAUUUGUCCAACACAGCGGCAAAACAAAGCAUUAACUAGUUUCCGGUAUCAUUUAGUACCAUUAGAUUGUUUUUUAGGUUAGCAAGGAUUAAAAGAUAGCAUGAGCUUCAACUGACAGCCUGUGGCCCUAGUAGAUUUCCAUCUGUGUUGACAGAUUUAGCUAGGCAGAUGUUACCCAACAUCAAGGGUCUAAUGUCUUUUAUACAUUCCUCAGGUAUAUUAAGCUCAUGUUUAUCAUCUUUUACUGCUUUUACUGAUCUUAAAAAAACUGAUUCAUGAUAUUUGAAGCUGCAGUUAAAUCAAGUAACAUAUAGAAAAGACUGAAAAAGAUCAGCGGACAAUAAUCAGUAAUUUGCUACUUUAUUCAACACUGUUUCAAAACCACUUAGCCAAAAUGACACAAGGAAAAUAUAACCCUGUAGUUCAUCAACAUGCUUUCUGGUUUAAUCAUCAUCAUCGUUCUUGUCAUUAUCAUCAUUAUUGCCAGCGUUGCCUUUGUUUCCAUGCAAGUAUUUUAUAAUUGAUUUGCUUUUUUGGGGCUGUGCCUUUUUACCUACACUCCCAGCCAAAAUAUUUGGGAAGGAUGGCAUUCAAGAAAAGUUUUAUUCUCCACCCAUGUCAAGCUCCACCCAUGUUCUAUAUCAUAACACACAAGAAGUACUUACUUCAGAGCUAACUUUGAAUGACACUAUAACGUGUGAGUUCAGGAAAAUGGCUGAGGCCAGUAUUUCAGUAGAUCAGGAUCAGUUCCUCUGUCCAGUGUGUCUGGAUCUCCUGAAGGAUCCGGUGACUAUCCACUGCGGUCACAGUUUCUGUAAGGUGUGUAUUAAUGGCUGCUGGGAUCAGGAGGAUCAGAGUGGAGUUUAUAGCUGUCCUCAGUGCAGAGACACUUUCACUCCAAGGCCGGUGCUACACAGAAACAACAUCCUGGCUGAAGUGGUGGAGAAACUGAAGAAGAAGACUGAAGUCCAAGCUGCUUCUCCUGCUCACUGUUACACUGGACCUGGAGAUGUGGCGUGUGAUUUCUGCACCGGGAGAAAACACAAAGCCAUUAAGUCCUGUCUGGUGUGUCUGGCCUCCUUUUGUAUAACGCAUCUGAAACCACAUUAUGAAGUUCCUGCUUUCUUAAAGCAUGAGUUAGUUGAAACCUCUGGAAAUAUACAAAAGAAGAUCUGCUCUCAGCAUAAUAAACUGGUUGAGAUUUACUGUCGUACUGAUCAACGAUGCAUCUGUGUUUUGUGCUCAAUGCAUGAACACAAAGACCACAAUACAGUUUCAACUGCAACGGAAAGAAACCAGAAACAGAGUGAGUUAAAGGAGGAGCAGAGGAAAUCCCAGCAGAGAAUCCAGGAGAAGCAGAAGAAGGUGCAGGAGCUGAAACAGGCUGCGAACAAUCUUAAGCUCAGUGCACAGACAGCAGUGGAGGACAAUGACAGGAUCUUUAAUGAGCUGAUCAGCUCCAUGGAGAAAAAGCGCUCGGAGGUGACGGAGCUGAUCAGAGCUCAGGAGAAGGCUGAACUGAGUCGAGCUGAACGACUCCUGGAGCAACUGGAGCAGGAGAUUGCUGAUCUUCAGAGGAGAGUCACUGAGCUGGAGCAGCUUUCACACACACAUGAUCACAUCCACUUCCUCCAGACUUUCCAGUUUCUUUGUGCUGCUUCUGGAUGUAAGGACUCACCCAGCAUCAUUGUUAGUCAACAUCCCUCAUUUUAUGGAGUGGGGAAAUCUCUAUCUGAUAUGAAAAAGAGACUCGAGGAAUUCUGUGAAGAGGAUUUUAUCAAAAUCCCUGAACACGCUGCAGGAGUGCAGAUGAUCUUACCUUCACAGACUAGAGAAGAUUUGCUGCAGUAUUUCUGUACACUGACGUUGGAUCCCAACACAGGACACCGUUCCUUUAUUCUAUCUGAGAAGAACACAGUGGUGACACGUAAUAAGAAAUUCCAGAGAAUCUCUAAUCACCCAGAGAGAUUUGACUCUUAUGCUCAGGUGUUGAGUAAGGAGAGUCUGUGUGGACGCUGUUACUGGGAGGUGGAGUGGAAAAGUGAAGACAAAGUGUUUGUUUCAGUGUCAUAUAAAGAAAUUAACAGGAAGGGGUGGGGUAAUGAUUGCAUGUUUGGACACAACAAUCAGUCUUGGAGUCUGAUGUGUUCAUCUUCCACUCUGUCUUUCUGGCACAAUAAUUCGGAGACUGUGCUUGACGUUCCAUCAUCCUCCAGAAUAGGAGUUUAUGUGGAUCACAGUGCAGGAACUCUGUCCUUCUACAGCGUCUCUGACACCAUGAAGCUCCUCCACAGAGUCCACACCACAUUCACUCAGCCUCUAUACGCUGGGUUCUGGAUUUGGGAUUCUGAAUCAAGUGUCAGGUUAUGUGAUGCAAAAUAAUGUACCUGUGGUGCAUUCUGGUGUUUAAAUAUAUUGUCAGAUUUUUCAUUUCUGCAUGAUACACUGAUAACAGCCAUAACAUUAACACCAUCUGCCUAAUAUUGUGUAGAUCUACUAUGUGCCACCAACACAGCUCUGACCCAUUUAGUCCUUGAUACCACAAGACCUCUGAAGGUGUGCUGUUAUAUCUGACACCAAUCCAAGUCAACACCUUGAGCUGUGCUGUGUUUCUUUAACUGUUCCUGAACAAUAUCUGCAGUGUGGCAGGGAGCUGCUGAAAGAGGACACUGUCGUUCGGGAACACAGUUGCUAUGAAGAUUGUACUUGGUCUGACAAUGUCUAAGCUUUUUGGUACAUGUCAACUUCCAUGUGAAUACCAGGAUUUUACACGGCCCAGAUCAUUUGCCAGCUCACCUUCUUCCCAUAGUGCAUCCUGGUGCCAUCCCUUCCCCAGCUACGUGUCUCACACACAACCAGCCUCCACAUGAUGUAUAAGUAAAACAUGAUUUAUCAGACCAGGCCUCCUUCAGCAAUUGCUCAAUGGUCCAGUUCUGAUGUCCACUGUAAGAGCUUUUGCUGGUGUAUAGGAGUCAUCAUGGUCACUUUGAUCACUCUGCAGUUCUGUACACACCAAGCAGUGAUGACCUGACUCCUUUCUAUCAGAGCCAGCUUUCACUUUUUUAGCAAUUUGUUCCAUAGUAGCUCGUCUGUGAGAUCAGAUCAGUGAGCACUGGGCAUCCAUGACCCAGUUCACCAGGUUCUUCCUAAAGCCUAGUUCACACUACAGGAUUUUAAGCCCGAUUUGCAAAUUAACGAGCUCGCCGACAGAUCGGUCUGUGAUCGUGGGAAAAUCAGAGGGUGAUCAGCGCUCGGCAAUCUUUAUGUGUGAUCUACUCAAGGACGCAUCACAGAGGCUCGCUGACGCGUCGCUGACAAAAUCCAGAUAUCUGGCAUGUUAAAUAUCUGGGACGGUCGGCCGACUCCACAUCACGUGGUGUCAGUUGUAGCUACGACCUCCAGCCAAUGAGAGAGCAAGUCAACAGAGUUGAGGUCACCGGAAGAAAAGCAGCAGCAGCAGCAACAUGGCUUCAAAAAUAGUGUGGACACAACAUUUAUUUUAAUAAAUUAACAUUUAUUUAGAGCGAGACUCCUGCCGACGUCCAUUUUCAAAACAAACCUCUACCGAAAGUCUCGCGUCAUUUCCGGAUCCACCUGUCGCGUGUGUUUUCGUGACAAAACGUGGUUUGGGGACGGCGUUGAGUGACGAGAGUUGUUGUCAGAUGGUGUGGUGUGCGAGCCCCUCUUGUGGAUCAUUUACGAAGCGUCGCGUAGUGUGAACACCACAAGGACAAAAAGGUUGAAGUGAAGUCAUGUAGUCUGAACAGCAAAGCGAUCUGCCGACGGUUAAAGUCUUGUAGUGUGACCAAGCCUUAAGACCACAUUUGGUAGAUACUAGCCACUGCAUCCCAGGAACACCCAAAAAGACCUGUUGUUUCAGAAGUGCUUUCACCCAGUUAUCGAGGCAUCACAGUUUGGCCAUUUGGCUUCUGGCACUUGCCCACUUUUACUGCUUCCAACAACUUUAAGAACUACCUGUUCAACUGCCAUGUAAGGUAUCCCAAUCCUGUAAUGAGAUAAUCAAUGUUAUUCACUUUAACUGUUAGUGGUUUUAAUGUUAUGGCUAAUUGAUUAUUAAUGGAUUAUUUUUUAUUUGUAUAUAUAUAUAUUAUAGAAUAAGAGCAGAGGAGCAGUAGAUUGAGUUCUGAGGUAAACCUGUGAAAUGUGGUGAAUAAUGGGGUAGAAUAAAAACAUAAUCUGUAAACAGAAUGGAGAACAGUAUGAGUCUUGAGGGACACCUUAAAAACUGCCUGAGAUUAAAUUUAGCUUGAUAAGUCUUCUAAGCUUUUUUUUCCCUUUUCUUUACAUGAUCACUAUUUUUUUGUUGGUGGGUGUAUGUGUUUACUUGUAAGAGCUGUUUUUUAUCUUAUUAUUAUUAUUAUUAUUAUUAUUAUUAUUACAUCUACAUAGAUUUUCUGUUAGCAGUAACAUGGUACACAUUACAGCAAUUCGCUUUCUGGGAACAGAGAUAUUGAUUAUUUUACAGCAGAUUACCAGGUGGUGAACUGGUAUAUUGUAUAUAUAUAUACCAUAUAUACCAUAUAUACCAUACAAUAAUAUUAUUGUAACUAAAAUUGUAAAUUAAGAUUAUUUUGGUCAUUUUUAUAGCUUACCAAUAAAACAGUUAAAUUCAAUUA
Molecule: messenger RNA, 5538 nt
Organism: Hemibagrus wyckioides
Lineage: Eukaryota; Metazoa; Chordata; Actinopteri; Siluriformes; Bagridae
Product: tripartite motif-containing protein 16-like
Exons: 6
Coding region: 1517-3283 (588 amino acids)
Molecular function (GO): protein binding; zinc ion binding
Source: RefSeq, a predicted model, not a curated record